Drosophila persimilis is the source of this 1161-nucleotide messenger RNA. RefSeq lists its product as uncharacterized. The coding region runs from base 194 to 928 and encodes 244 amino acids. The transcript is spliced from 2 exons. NCBI's taxonomy places the organism in Eukaryota, Metazoa, Arthropoda, Insecta, Diptera, Drosophilidae. The record is from RefSeq and is a predicted model, not a curated record. Gene Ontology annotation, molecular function: zinc ion binding. Gene Ontology annotation, cellular component: nucleus.
UGUAAAGCUAUAAACAGUACUCCGACAUAUUCUAUUCUUUGACUUGGCAAUUUCCACCUUCAAAAGGCGGGCGGCCAAAUAAUCCCACGCUACUCACGGGUAGCAUGGUAACUUAAACCCUCAAAAAAGAAAAAAAUAUAUAUAUAUUGCUUCCACCGCGAAAACUGGAAUGGAAUAAAUUGGAAGCAAAAACAUGGACGAUUUAAAGAAAAUGUGCUGCCGAAUUUGUCUAAAAGACGCCGAGCCUCCAGUGGACAUUUUUGCCAAGCAGAAACACGAUGAGAGCUUGCCCUACGAGCCGGAAGACAUUCCGGCCAAUCUGAUUAAGGAGUGCACCGGGUUGAAUGUGGAUGAAGGAGACGGCCAUCAUCAGCAUUUAUGCGAGCCAUGCUUUAAGGCGCUGCGGAAUGCGUAUCGAUUCAAGCGUAGGUACAGCCGGACCAUGCAGAGGCAUGCACCAGUGAAGAGAGAACCAACUGACGAGCAGACUUCCAUAAUUCCAAAUGACGCGGCCCAGGAGCAGACUGUAAACGUGAAGAACGAGAUAGAUGUCGAUGCUGUUGAUUCCACUGCGCCGGUUUUUAACGAGGCUGAAAACGACAACGCUGCGGCGGAAUAUUUUGAGAUCAUCGAGACCGACGACUUGGACUUAACAAACAUCAAAAGCGAGGAGGACGGGGACUUGGAGGAGAUGGGCAACACCAUUACCCCCGACACGCCGCUGAUGAAGAGGCCUUUCACCAUCAGGGUAGUAGCGCAGGAGGAGGAUCCAGCGCCAAAUAUUGCCGGACCACCACCGCUCCACUACCAGUGUAUACACUGUCCAAAGACGUUCCCAAAGAAGGUCCAGCUCAUACUCCACAGUCGUUCCCACAAAAAGGAGAAGAGUUCAAACGAGGACGAUCAACCGGCAGAUAUGAAUAACUAGCCCCGAUCGUAAUGAAAGUCCAUCAAGUAAUCUGAAACAAUAGAAUGUAUUUUGUUAGAGCUAGGCGAUCAUUGUUUAAGUUAUUAGGAAGCAUGUUCUGUCCUGUACGGACGAGCGAUAAUGUAUAUUUUGUAUGGGUUAAGAGCAGAAAGUGAAAACCCACAUAUAAUUUAAGUACAAUAUUAUUUCGACAAAAAAAUAACAAGGAAAAACACGAUUUUUUCAAAUAAAUU